Rana temporaria (common frog) is the source of this 12017-nucleotide messenger RNA. It is a transcript of the gene CAMTA1, whose product is annotated as calmodulin binding transcription activator 1. The transcript is spliced from 24 exons. The coding region runs from base 2705 to 7882 and encodes 1725 amino acids. Lineage: Eukaryota; Metazoa; Chordata; Amphibia; Anura; Ranidae. Gene Ontology annotation, molecular function: protein binding; transcription coregulator activity; double-stranded DNA binding. Gene Ontology annotation, biological process: regulation of transcription by RNA polymerase II. The record is from RefSeq and is a predicted model, not a curated record. Gene Ontology annotation, cellular component: nucleus.
AGGAGUGGGCUCACUUUACUUCACACACUGGAGGAGAGGAGACACUGACACCCCCUCCCGGGUCACCAUCACACGAGGAGGAGGAGGAGGGGGGUACCAUCACCCUGGCAGGACAACACGGGGGGUCACCAUCACCCUGAGGAGAAGAGAGGGGUCACCAUCACCCUGACAAGAAACAAGGGGGCAGAGCUUCCACCACCCCUCCAACCUGGGCACAGACACCCGGGGUCACCAUCACCCUGAGGAGAACAGAAGAGGUGGUCACCGUCCUGAGGAGAAGAGAGGAGGUGGGCACCAUCCUGAGGAGAAGGGUUACUAUCACCCGGGGUCACCAUCCUGAGGAAAAGAGCUCCUUCCACCACCCCUCCAACCUGGGCACAGACACCCGGGGUCACCAUCAUCCUGAGGAGAAGAGAAGAGGUGGUCACCAUCCUGAGGAGAACAGAAGAGGUGGUCACCGUCCUGAGGAGAAGGGUCACUAUCACCCGGGGUCACCAUCCUGAGGAGAAGAGAAGAGGUGGUCACCAUCCUGAGGAGAAGAGGUGGUCACCAUCCUGAGGAGAAGGGUCACUAUCACCCUGGGGUCACCAUCCUGAGGAAAAGAGCUCCUUCCAUCACCUCUCCAACCUGGGCACAGACGCCCGGGGUCACCAUCACCCCGAGGAGAAGAGAAGAGGUGGUCACCCUCCUCUCCAACCUGGGCACAGACACCUGGAGGGGGUCACCAUUCUGACGAGAGGAACUCCUUCCAUCACCCUUGUGUCUCCUGCUCCCCCCCCAUCUAUAGACAUCUGAGGAAGGGACAUCCUCCAACUUGGGGUCACCUGUUUCCCCCAUCUUUAUUUUUUUUGUCUGUCCCGAGGAGAGGAAGGGGUCACCAUCACUUUGGGUUCACCUGCCCCUUCAUCUAUAGACAUCUGAGGAGAAGACGAGGGUCACCAUCACUCUGGGUUCAUCUAUAGACCUCUGAGGAGAAGACGAGGGUCACCAUCACUCUGGGUUCACCUGCCCCUUCAUCUAUAGACCUCCUGAGGAGAAGACGAGGGUCACCAUCACUCUGGGGUCAUCUACCUCUUCAUUUAUAGAAAUCGGAGACGAGGAAAGGGGGUCACCAUUGUUCUGGGGUCUCCUAUAGACAUCUAAGAAGACGGGGGUCUUUAUCUUGUCCACCAUUUAUAUUCAUUUGAGGACACGAGGGGGACCUCGUCACCCUGGGGGGCACCUGGUACUUCUUCUACAGAACUAUCAGAAGAGGAGGGGGGUCACCUGUCUGCUAUCUAUAGAUAUCUCAGGAUAUAAGGGAGGUCAACAUUGUCCUGGGGUCCACCUGUCCAUUGUAUAUAGUCUUCUGAGGAGGGGGGGUCACUAUCAUCCUGGGGUCACCCAUCCCUUCAUCUAUAGACAUCUGAAAAGAGGGUCACCUGUCUAUCUUCUAUAGAUAUCUGAGAAGAGGAUGGGGUCCUCAUCACCCUAAGGUCACCAUCUGAGGACAGGAGAGGGGUCUUUUGUCACCUGUCUACCAUCUAUAGACAAGAGGAGGGUCUUCUUCAUCCACCUGCUCCCCAUCAGUAGCCCUGUGAGGAGAGACGAGGGUUUCCAUCAUCACCUGUUCACCAUCUAUAGCCUUCUAAGGAGAGGAGGUGGGUGGGGGUCACCAUCAUCACCUUUCCACCAUCACUGACCCCUUCCUUCCAGCUCAGCCUGUCCUGCUGACCAGCCAGAAGAGAGGAGGGGGGUCUCUGUUUUUUUUCUGGGGUCACCUGCCCACCAUCUCUAGACAUCUGAAAGAGAGGAGGGGUUCUCCAGCCAGCCGAGGAGGAUCUGCCGUCUUCUUGGGUUUACCUGAAGCUGCUGCUAGUCCAGACUUUCCUUGCCGAGAAGAGGAAGGAAGUCUUCGUCAUCCUGGGCUCACCUGUCCAGGCUUUUCUUGCUGCUCAUCCCUAACCUUCAGUCCUCCCUCUUGCUUCCCUUCUGACACCCCCACCCCCCGAGGAGAAGAGCGGGGGGUCCUCACCAUCCUGGGCUUCCCCACUCAGCAGACGGAAGGGGUCUCCGACGAACUCAAGAGGGACUCGAUUUUUUUACCCAACCAGUGACAACCCGCCCCCUCCCCUCUUACCCUUUCACUAGCUCAGGCUUCUUUUAUCUACUACUCUCAAGUGCAGGAGGUGGUGUUUAUAUCCCGGGGUCACCUCCUCCGGUCAAGUCAGUGACACUCACUGUUGUCACCCCCCCACCCCCACCACCAACUCAAGAUUGCCUACUGGACGCCCUGAGAAGGAGGAGGAGGAGGACGGGGGCAUCUGCCAGCAUUCUGGGGACACCUAUCACUUCCCCCUUCAAAAUCCAACCGGUCAAUAUCUACCUCCCCCUUUUAUCUAUACUACACAAUACCCCCCCCUUCCUGUUUCCUGGUCGCAGGGUUUUUCCUGCUUACCAAGCUGCUAAGGUCAAGGGGGGGUUCUCCAGCUAGCUACCAGCUUCCUCAGGUCACCGAACGUCCCACCUGCCUUCUGCUCCCUUUUUUUUUUUUUAUUAUUUACUCCGUCAACUGUGGGCUUUUUUUUUCUUCUUUGUUUUUUUUUUUUUUUCGAGGGAGGGGUGCCCUGGCAUGGUGUCUUGGCUUCUCGAUAGAAUCUUCGGCCCCCUGACAUCUGAUUGAUUUUUUUGGCUCUCUGGAAGACCACCACCGUUUAUCCUCAUCAUGUCGAUGAACAACCUCGUGGAGGGACCUUUGAGCAGCCGACGUCAGACAGCCGGAAAGUAUGAUGAUCAUGGAAACAGCAAUGGCAGUCAUGUGAAGAUCUUUCUACCCAAGAAGCUGCUCGAAUGCCUACCAAAAUGUUCAAGCUUACCAAAAGAGAGGCAUCGUUGGAACACUAACGAGGAAAUUGCAGCUUACUUGAUAACAUUCGAAAAACACGAAGAAUGGCUGACGACCUCCCCCAAAACAAGGCCACAGAAUGGUUCCAUGAUCUUGUACAAUCGUAAGAAGGUGAAAUAUCGGAAAGAUGGAUACUGCUGGAAAAAGCGAAAAGACGGGAAAACAACGCGGGAAGAUCACAUGAAGCUCAAAGUGCAGGGAGUGGAGUGUCUCUACGGCUGCUAUGUCCAUUCGUCCAUUAUUCCAACGUUCCACAGGAGGUGUUACUGGCUGCUACAGAAUCCUGACAUCGUAUUGGUGCAUUACUUGAACGUCCCGGCCAUAGAGGACUGCGGAAAGCCAUGUGGACCCAUUCUCUGUUCCAUCAACACAGACAAGAAAGAGUGGGCGAAGUGGACCAAGGAGGAGCUGAUAGGCCAGCUGAAACCCAUGUUUCAUGGUAUUAAGUGGACCUGCAGCAAUGGGAACAGCAGUACAGGUUUUUCUGUGGAGCUCCUUGUCCAACAGAUACUCGACAGUCACCAGAGCAAACCCCAACCUCGGACGCACAACUGUCUCUGCACUGGCAACCUAGGUGCAGGUAGCAGUGUGCACCACAAGUGUAACAGUGCCAAACAUCGCAUCAUCUCACCAAAGGUUGAGCCAAGGACGGGGGGCUACAGCGCUCACUCAGAAGUACAGAACAAUGAUGUUUCAGAGGGCAAGAACGAGCACAGUCAUGGUAAAUCCUCCAGUCGGGAGAAGAGGAAUGGCAAGAUGGCCAAGCCGGUCCUACUUCAUCAAAACAGUACAGAGGUUUCAUCAACCAAUCAGGUGGAGGUUCCCGACACGACCCAGAAUUCCCCUGUAUCCAUCAGCAGUGGUCUGAAUAGUGACCCAGACAUGGCCGACAGUCCCGCUGUCACUGGUGUCUCUAGCAUGGCCGUUGCCUCAGUAAUGGGGAGCCUCUCCCAGAAUGCCACUGUGUUUAUGUCUGAGGUCACCAACGAAGCAGUAUACACAAUGUCACCCAACACCGGUGCCAGUCAACACCUCUUGUCCUCAGAUACCACUACCCAGGGACUCGUACUUGCAGUAAGUUCAGAUGGUCACAAGUUUGCCUUCCCUACAACAGGGAGUUCUGAUAGCUUAUCAAUGUUGUCUGCCAACGUCUCGGAAGAGCUUGUGUUGUCUACCACCCUCGACAAUAGCCGAAAGAUCGCUGAAGCCACAAUGAAUUUUGAUCCAGACUGUUUUCUCAACAACCCAAAACAAGGGCAGACGUAUGGUGGAAGCGGUCUUAAAGAAGACAACAUUAGCUCGAAUAUGCGAAGGUCAUCCAGCACAGACCGUAGUUUCGCUUUCAAUGCAACUUUAGUUAAGGAGAUAAAAACAGAAGACACCUCAUUCGAGCAGCAGCUAUCAAAGGAGACCUAUCCAUCAACGUCAUCAAAUACGCUAACCCUCACUCCUGGCUCCAGCUUACUUGCAUCUGGCGGUGGACUGAGUCCUAGCACCACCCUGGAGCAGAUGGAUUUCAGUGCAAUUGAUUCCAACAAGGAUUAUUCAACAAGUUUCAACCACACAGUGCAGAGCCCCCAUGUACACCAGACCCCUUCCCCAAGCUUCUUUUUACAAGAUGCCAGCAAGCCAAUCCCUAUGGAGCAAAAUAACCACAACAACCUAAACGACUCAAACAACACAUACGUAAACACCUUGGGUUUGACCAACGUCAAGACUGAAGUGUCUAGUCAAGCGCCCGCUAACUGCAAUGGCACCAUCGACCAAGCUAGAAUAGAGUCCACCUCUUCUCUCCAGCUCAUGCAAUUCCAGGCCAACUUCCAGUCGAUAAAUUCUGAAGAGGUUCAGAUGGAGACAUCGCAGCAGGCCGAAGGGAACGAGAACCUGCUCAAGCCUGGAGACCUUCAAGCCUGCAAUGCUGAACACUAUAUGCAGUCAGAAAACGCUGCCACAAUGAGAAAUGGCAACAACCUCCAAAUUCUGCAGGGAAACAUGGUGCAAGGACUCUAUCCAGUGGCCCACCAGGCAUUGAGCAACUCCUCCAACAUGGAGCUUAACUUAGAUCACUUUGAUAUCUCCUUCAGCAACCAAUUCUCUGACCUUAUCAAUGACUUUAUAUCUGUGGAAGGAGGGAGUAACACCAUUUACGGGCACCAGCUGGUAGCUGGGGACAGCAACGUGUUGCCGCAGGCCGAAGAUGGGACUCGACCCGCGUACUCUCAGGCUGAAAUGUGUAUACCUUGUUGUAGCCCUCAACAGGCCAAUAUGCAGCUGAGCAGUUCCGAGACAGGAGCCACCACUAUGGCGUACAUGCACGUUGCCGAGGUGGUUUCGGCAGCAGCACAAAGCACGCUGGGAAUGCUGCAGCAGAGCGGGCGGCUGUUCAUGGUAACGGAUUACUCCCCAGAGUGGUCGUAUCCUGAGGGCGGAGUGAAAGUCUUAAUUACGGGGCCGUGGCAAGAGGCCAGCAAUAACUACAGCUGCUUGUUUGAUCAGAUCUCAGUGCCUGCAUCUCUAAUACAGCCCGGUGUUCUGCGCUGCUACUGCCCAGCACAUGAUACCGGGCUGGUCACUCUUCAGGUUGCCUUCAACAACCAGAUCCUCUCCAAUUCUGUGGUGUUUGAGUAUAAGGCCAGAGCUCUUCCGACGCUGCCUUCCUCUCAGCAUGACUGGCUCUCAUUGGACGACAACCAGUUUAGAAUGUCGAUCCUGGAACGGUUGGAGCAGAUGGAGAGGAGAAUGGCGGAGAUGACCGGAUCCCAACAACACAAACAAAGCGUGGGGGGAGGCAAUGGAGGCGGAGCCAACAGUGGGGGCAGCCAAGCACAAUGUGCCACCGGUGCAGGAUCCAUGGGAAGCUGCUUUGAGAGUCGGGUAGUGGUGGUGUGUGAAAAGAUGAUGAGCAAAGCAUGCUGGGCAAAAUCCAAGCACCUGAUCCAUUCCAAGACCUUUCGAGGAAUGACGCUGCUCCACCUCGCUGCUGCACAAGGCUACGCCACCCUCAUCCAGACCCUUAUCAAAUGGAGGACAAAGCAUCUCGACAGCAUUGACCUGGAAUUAGAGGUGGAUCCUUUAAAUGUUGAUCAUUUUUCAUGUACUCCUCUGAUGUGGGCUUGCGCUUUGGGUCACACCGACGCUGCCGUAGUGCUGUAUAAAUGGGAUCGGCGAGCUAUCUCCAUUCCUGACUCUCUCGGUCGGCUCCCUCUAUCUAUCGCACGUUCCAGGGGACAUGUGAAGCUGGCGGAAUGUCUGGAACAACUUCAGAGGGAGGAGCAAUCCCAGAUGGGGCACAACCCCCGGGUUCAGUGCUCUCCGGGACCGGAUGCCAAUGCAGAUAGCUGGCUAAGCCAGUGGCAGAGCGAUGCAAUCAAUGCUCAAGAGGCUCAGAAGGGAGUCACAGUUAUAUCAAAUACCAACACAGAAUUAAGAAGACCAAGGUCCGAGCCUUCCAAUUACUACAGUAGUGAGAACCCAAAAGAUUACCCUGCUGCUAAAAAACACAAAUUAAACCCUGAGUAUUUUCAGGCCCGACAGGAGAAGGUGAUUGCGACAGCUCUGAGCCUGGAGCAGCCAACUUCCAGGAAGCAGAGCUCCGGAACCAAGCAGCCUCUGUCGGAAACCGUCCACAGCGAGGAAAUGCGCCACUUUGCCAGGGAACUGCCGCAGCGCACCACAGAUGCACCUGUCUACAGAGCUCCCAAGUGGAACCCCAAAGACCUGUACCUGGGGGUUUCCGCGGCGCAGGUAACGGGAAGUGCAAAGGUCGCAGGGCUUGGGAAGGACACUGUGGGCCAUAGGCUGCGUCGGAGCGAGCAGAUGAACGUUUUGAUGAUGUCAGAGCGAGAAAUGGUAGACCCUGAUCUCCUGGCCUACCGGGAGAACAUGGAGAAUGAAGAAUGCUUGCAACAUAUAGAUGACCUACAGGUCAACAUGAUGAAUUUGGCAGAACAGAUCAUCGAAGCGACUCCUGACCGCAUCAAACGGGAGAAUUUUGUACCUAUGGAGUCCCCGUUGGUGGAGAGGGCAGACACUGCUGCUUUUAGUACUACCAUGAGCUGGCUGGCCAGUUACCUCGCUGAUGUUGAUCACUUACCUAGUGCUGCACAGAUACGGUCGCUCUACAGCGAGCCGCUGACACCUUCUUCGAACACCAGCUUAAGCCCUGCCUGCUCCCCUGUGAGUGAAACCACUUUCGAGAAGCCCAGUCUGCCCACUGCUGCUGAUUGGUCGGAAUUCCUGAGCGCAUCCACCAAUGAGAAGGUUGAGAAUGAAUUUGCCCAGCUGACCCUCUCGGAUCACGAACAGAGAGAACUCUAUGAAGCUGCUAAACUUGUCCAGACCGUGUUCCGAAAGUACAAGGGUCGUCCACUUAGAGAACAACAGGAUGUGGCUGCCGCCGUCAUUCAACGCUGCUACAGAAAGUACAAACAGCUUACAUGGAUAGCCUUGAAGUAUGCACUUUAUAAAAAGAUGACACAAGCUGCAAUCCUCAUCCAGAGCAAGUUCAGAAGCUACUAUGAGCAGAAGAAAUUUCAGCAGAGCCGGCGUGCCGCGGUGCUUAUCCAGCAGUACUACCGAAGCUACAAAGAGUGCGGCCGGAUUCGGCAAAAGCGCCGGACAACUUCUCUCGUUCAACAGAAACUGAGAAGCAGUCUUCUGACGAAGAAACAGGAUCAAGCUGCUCGGAAGAUCAUGAGGUUUUUACGUCGCUGCCGUCACAGCCCUCUGGUGGACCAUAGACUGUUCAAAAGGGGUCUGAAUGUUUUUGGAGCAAACAUGUGUAUAUUAAAUUGCAGAAAGAAUUCUCAGAGGUGUCAGUCUUUUUGGGCCACUCUUUCUUUUUUACUUUCCAUUCCUAAUGAGAUUUCUGGAAAAUGGCAAGAUAUCACACACCCCAAUUACCCCACAUGCACUUUCAGCUCUAAGAGCAACAGAGUGAAAGAAUCGAAAAAGGCCAAGGAACUUGAAGAUAUAAAACAGCGCCCCUUAGCAAUGUGACAGUGCUUUUUUCGGACUGUUUCAUUUUCUGUUUUUAGCAGAGACAUGCAACAAAAAAACAAAAAAAUAAAUAAAAAAAAAAACACUGCGGUUUUCAAGAGAUCACCUGCAGGAUUUUAACAGUAAUCUUUUUUGGUCAUUGCAUUUGCACUUUCAUGGACAACUUUUUGCUUUGUUCAGCAAGACAUCUUGGAAUUUAAAUCUUCUGUUGAAUCAUGGGAAACAAAACAUAUAAAUGGCGCCAGGAGAUGAUUGACCGCCGUGGCUCCAGUGUCUCCGAGACCCGGGAGCCCUGAGAUUCAUAUAGGGCUGAAUUCAAACAACGUGUGGAACUGUUCAAAUGUUAUACCAAAAAUUCUUGAGCAAAGGUGGAAAUGCACAAGCAAAUUCUGAAUGCUAAACCCACAGCCAUCGAUCACUCACACAAAGGAGGCCAUGGACAUCCUUUUUCGAAAAACGAAUGGGAAAAAAAAAAGGUUUUUGGACCAUACUUUAUAGCUUGACUGUCUUACCUUGUCCGUACCUGAGCUGCAUCGUGGACAGCACCUCCAAAAUUCGACUACUCCCCAUUAAAUACGUCAUUUAAAAAAAAAAAAACAUGCAAUUUUAUAAGGCAUAGAACGUGCUUAGAAACGUAGUUGAAACACCAAUACGUCUUCAAGAGAUGCAAAACGCGUCAGUCAUUUAGUGUGGCGAAAAAGGAGUCAGCCUGACCACAUGGAAAGAGUGGUUUUUAUGCUUGACUUUCUUUCUUUUUUUUAUUAUUAUUAUUUUAUUCAAAAUUCUAUGUAUAUAAAACAUAUCUAUGCAUUGUGCACAUUACUCUUGAGUGAAGAGGAUCUAAAGUCAGCAUCUGCUAAAAAAAAAAACGCUGACUCAAGAACGGUUGGUUUUCCACAUUUCUUCACAAUGAAUUUGGAAAAAAAAAAUCUGUAUGAUAUAUCCAUCUCACAAAAAAACGAGUGUGCACGGUAUAAUUACUACUAACCCCCCCCCCCCCCACCCUCCUAUAUACGAUCAAUAUUCAAACACAUGCAGAUUCAGUAUAAUCCUGCCAACGACGCCAUUAAAGCUGUCCUGUAAUACUUGGUUACAGACCACUUUACAGUUGACCAUUGACACUUCUUGCCUCUACCAGUAUUUAGCAAAACUCCACUUUGAAAGCGGAGACCUCUAUGUUAUGCACAAAUAAUUAUAUAUAAAAAGAUAUAUGUAAGCAGAAUGAAGAUUAUAUCUUCUAAAAAAUAAAUAAAAAAUAAUAAUAAUAUAUAUAAAUAUUUUUUUCAUGAUGUUCAUUGAUGUUUAGGUAUUAGUUUGAGUCUAAUCUCAGAAGAUAGAAGCUAGAAAAAUUUAAAAAAUAAAGAAAAAAACACCUUGUGUGUAUCGAUUGCCUGCUUCCCAAGAAAGGGGGUUGCGUAUACUGCCCAUAGGGAUUACCCAUACUGCCCAUAGGGUUGCAUUUACAUUGCCUGAACAUUUUGCCACCUACGAAUCAAUUGGUGCUGCGUGCUGGCCAGUUAAUAGUAUAUUUGGACUUCUCAACAAAAGAAAAAAAGAACAAGAGAAAGAAUUGUAUACAGAAGGCGGGAAUGGAAAUGAGAAAUAUUAUUUAAAAAAAAAAAAAAAUUUGGAUGCAGGAUAAUACCAUGGCUGGAAUCCCUUAUAUGUGUAGAUUGCUGGACUGCAUUGGAAAAUGUGUGGAUGAGUUGUCUGUAUAUAUUGUAUAUAUUAAUCAAAAAUAAAAUUAAGAUAUGUGCAUGAAACCAAGAACACAAAAGAAGUGAAAAAAAAAAAAAAAAGCAAAGCAUUAGUGGCUAUGGUCUGUAAAAUGAAACAAAAAUUUUAUUUCACUAUAAGAGUAAUUUAUUUUAAAUGUUCUUUAGAAGAACAUUUUGCUAAGCAUGAUUAACUGCAAACAAAAAAAAAAGAGCUAUUGUAUUUAGACUUAGAAAACGAAAAAAGCUAAUUAAUAAACGGAUAUGUUUACAUUUCAUAUUUGGCUACCAAAACAUAACUUUAUCUUAUUUUUUAUGUUAAAUCUUAUUUAUCUAUUUUUUUUUUUAUUAUUUUUGCCAAUGGUGCCAAGUAACGUGAAUGCUAUAUCGCUUAAGAAAAUUUUAGUUUCGCAAAGCAAACGCUCAUUAAAAAAAAAAAAAACUGUAUAUGCUUAAAAAUCAUACACUCACGCCAAUAACAAAAAACAAAAAUGUAGACUCAAACUCAAUAAAAUGCUAAGAAAAAAAAAUAAAAUAACUCAAAUAGUAUGAAAGUAGAGAAUAUGUUUCACAUUUUCAUAUCUCUUUGCUGGAAGUCAGAAAAUGUUAACUAAUAAUUGCACACAAAUGAAAGUGUAAUACAAAAAGUGUAAGAAGUAUUAAAAAAAAAAGAAAAAAAAAGAGAAAAAAAAAAAGAUGCUAACUGGUCUUGUAGGGGACUCAUGGUAUAAGAUAUUUCCACACAGGAACAAGCCAAAGUGUUCAGACUAUAAAGUAUUUAAAAAGGAAAGAGAGUUACAAAAAAGUUAAGUGUGCUUCGGUAAUAAAACUUUUUGGCACUCAUUGCCGGCGUUUGUUUGAACUUUUAGACUUACAAUCUGCAACAUAUUUGAUUGUAUAGGGAGACAGUACUAUUCAGGUUGUACUAGCCUUUUUUCCCUACUUCAACAGUUUCUACUGUAUAUUUUUUUUAUACUGAGAAGUAAAAAAAUGUAAAGAUUACACAAUGUGCAUAUGUAAGAAACUUUUAUCCAGGACGUUUAAAGACAAAAAAAGGCUUGAAAAUGAAGCUCAAAAAAAUUGACGAGGUCAGUACUCUUGCUGCAUUUUUUUAACAAAUUAAUUUUCCUUUCAUGUGAGAUGUACAGAUAGGAACGAGCUGAAAAAAACAAAAAAACAAAACAAAAAAAAAAAAAUGAUGUAUAGGUUAUAUACUUGUCAUAAGAUCACGCACAAUCCACCAUUAUGAAUAGUCUGUACAUUAAAAAGAUAAAAAAAUAAUUAUAUAUACUGCUCUUUUUUGACGGGACAUUGAGUGUUCCAAGUAGAAUGUAUUUUAUUAUGUACUCACAAGGAACGGGAUGAAAAAAAAAUAAUUAAUACACAUAUCAAUAAUAAAUAAAUUAAUAAAAAAAAAAAAGCCUUUUUUGGAAUAACACUGCUGUUGUGUAUUAGUAUUAGCGUAACUUUUUGAAUUUUGUUAUCUGGAACUGUAUAUUAAUAUUUCCACUUUUCAUGAAGAAUGUAAUUUUUUCUCACCUUGGCAAGAGUACUGGUCUCCCUUGUAAUGCUGUAUUCUCUGUAUAUUUGUACUAAAAAAAAAAAAAAAUACACAUUGAGGUCGGUGUUGUGCAGUGUGUGUCGAAUAACGUUCUCCGAUUCAGUAACAUUGCAGGACCUUUCCAAGUUACUGUACCAUCAGAUAUUAAAAAAGCAGUCACAAGGGCCUGUUCUAGCACUUCAGAUGCAUUGAGCUGUUCAGAUGAAAAGAGAGUGUCUGUCAAAGCAACUUUUUGCAAUAAACCUUUUACUGGCAGUGUCAAAUCUUGGAUUUUGAAUGUAAAAAAAAUAAAUAAAAUAAAAAAAUUGCAUACAACAGCUAACUUGGAUGGAAUACAUAACAUUUCCCAAGUGCCAGGAGUCUGUCAUAAUAUGUAAUUGUUAAACGUAUUCUGUCUCUCAGCAUUUUAAUUUUCUAGAUUCUUAUUUCUUUUAUUUUAUUUUUUUUCUUUGAUUUUUUUAAUUUUUGUUCAGCUUCUGUGAACAUUUAAAAAAUAAAUAAAAAACAAUAACAUCUGUACUGUGUGCGAGAAAUAGAAUUUAUAACGUGAAAUCCCUACAUGGUUGCACGCUUACAGCAGUUCCACACAGUAGUUGGCGCCAAACGGGGGUCCCCAAAGGCUUGCAUGUAAAGCUAAAAUAUAGAUGUCUCCUUUUUUGUAAGUUUUAUUUUUGUAAUUGUGCAUGUAAAAAUAAAAAAAAAUAAAAAAAAACACUGAGAUCAAUGGAUCUGUUGAAGAAAUCAGCUGCUGGAACCAUGCAAAAUGUUUUGAAUUGCCCUUAAAACUAUGGAAAAUGUUUUCUGAAUGCUUUCUAUUCUUUCUGCUGUAAAUUACAAACAAUUAAAAUUCCCCAUAUUA